AACUGGUUUAGUGGUCCUUCUUUUUUGACACAGCCGAGUACAGACACGUCACACUGUGACACAUUUGCUCUCAUCGAACCUGACGCAGAUGCAGAGAUUAAACCUGAAAUCAAGACAUUUGUUACUCAAGCUUCAGUAACACAGUUCGAGUCACGUCGUUUUGAAAGAUUUUCUCAUUGGAUGAGAUUAUGCCACACUGUUGCAUCAUUAAAACGUGUAACAGCAUCUUUCAAGAAAACAAACUCAGAAAGUAAAGGCUGGAAGUGUUUCAGUGUAACUAACACCCCAAAUGAGCUCGAGAAAGCAGCGAAAUUCAUCAUUCACACAGUUCAGACUGAAACAUUCAAAGAAGAGUACAGGUGCAUAAAAGCAAACAAGCCACUUCCAAACCUAAGCUGUCUCAAAAAGUUAAAUCCAAUCAUCGAUGAAGAUGGGCUCCUCAGAAUAGGAGGACGCUUGGCACCUGCAAAUUUGACAAAAGAGGAAAAACAUCCACUCAUCAUCCCAAAUGCUCACCAUGUAGCCGUCCUUCUUAUCAGAUACUAUCAUGAGAAGGUAGCACAUCAGGGACGCCACCUAUCAGAGGGUGCGCUCAGAGCAGCUGGAUUUUGGAUCAAAGGCAGUAAAAGACUCGUCUCUUCUGUAAUUCACAAGUGUGUUCUCUGUCGAAAGCUUAGAGGACAACUACAGACACAAAAGAUGGCGGAUUUACCCAUUGACAGACUUACACCUAUGCCCCCAUUCACCAGCGUAGGACUGGACGUUUUUGGCCCCUGGUCAGUCAUCACACGUCGCACCAGAGGAGGAAGUGCAGACAGUAAACGCUGGGCUGUACUUUUCACCUGUAUGUCCACAAGAGCUGUGCACAUUGAACUCAUAGAAUCAAUGUCAACAUCCAGCUUCAUUAACGCAUUAAGAAGAUUUUUCAGCAUCCGUGGACCAGCUCAAAUACUUCGUUCAGACAGAGGUACCAACUUUGUUGGCGCAUGCAACGAACUCAAAAUUGAUCACAAAGACACAGAACUGACCUCCUACCUACAGGAGAAAGGAUGUACAUGGCUUUUCAACUCCCCACACUCCUCACAUAUGGGAGGGGCAUGGGAAAGACUCAUCGGAGUCGCACGACGAAUCCUGGAUGGAAUUCUUUUAAAAGCCACAAAUGUCCAACUCACUCAUGAAGUGCUGAGUACUUUCAUGGCGGAAGUAAUGGCAAUAAUGAAUGCGAGACCACUCGUACCAGUAUCAACAGAUCCAGACAAACCAAACCUUCUCACACCAGCAACUCUUCUAACCCAAAAGACCAACACGUUAACUGCCCCAACAGGAAACUUUGCACCUCCCGACCUCUACGCAAAGCAAUGGAAGCAAGUGCAGUGCAUGGCGGACACUUUUUGGAAACAGUGGAGAAGUGAAUACCUUUCCUCUCUGCAACAAAGGAGAAAAUGGACAGACGAUAAACCAAACAUAAAAACUGGUGACAUUGUGCUAUUGAAGGAUGUUCUUGCACAUAGAAAUGACUGGUGUAUGGGAAGAGUUGUGAAAACAUUUGAGAGUAAAGACAAUAAGGUUCGAAAAGCAGAAGUUAAAACUGUGAAAGAUGGAAAUGUGAAAUUGUUUAUGAGACCAAUUUCAGAUUUGGUUUUGCUACUACCAGUUGAGAAGUAAUCUCGUAUGUUGUUGUAAUUGUUCAAAACAAAAAAAAACAACAAAAAAAGUGUUUUGUAGUGGCACAAUUGUAUUGUACCAGGCGAGGAGUGUUCUGCCCUUUGGUGAGUUUUGUAGAAGGCUUUUUUGUGCUGUCCAGCAGCGAACUCUAGUGGUCGCCUCGCGACAUGGUUUUUUGUUUUUCUAGCCAAUUCAAUAUGGCUGCACGACGUCUCUGGCUGAAGCCUAAGUUGCAACGUUGUGCUCACAUGAUCCUUGGACAAGAUUUGUCCGGCAAGACACCUGUUGCCAGGGCCAUCCCAAAUAAAAGGCCAGGUGAAGGAGGGGCUAGUUAGAACGAUCGCGGAAGCUGUAUUUUGUAGUCCAGCCUUCUCCCUGCAAGCUUUUCAAGUUCAGGCCAUGGACAGCCUCCAAAAUGUGCAAGAGCCAUUUC
Messenger RNA from Corythoichthys intestinalis (scribbled pipefish), 2098 nucleotides. RefSeq lists its product as uncharacterized. Gene Ontology annotation, biological process: DNA integration. Gene Ontology annotation, molecular function: nucleic acid binding. The coding region runs from base 181 to 1665 and encodes 494 amino acids. The transcript is spliced from 3 exons. Lineage: Eukaryota; Metazoa; Chordata; Actinopteri; Syngnathiformes; Syngnathidae. The record is from RefSeq and is a predicted model, not a curated record.